Salmo salar (Atlantic salmon) is the source of this 2295-nucleotide messenger RNA. The record is from RefSeq and is a predicted model, not a curated record. Lineage: Eukaryota; Metazoa; Chordata; Actinopteri; Salmoniformes; Salmonidae.
AUGAAAUUGUUGGAUGGAAACGUAGUUAGUGAUCCAUACUAUUAUCCAAAAGAAAAACAUAGAUGUAUUUGCACUGAUGGUUUUCAGGCAAUCAUUUGCAGUGCUUCUGUUGGUUGUGUUGUUAGUGAUGCUUGGGACUCCAGACGGUUUUAUCCGAGAUCAGGGUUUCUGCACGAUGAAGUCCCAGCCAGGUUUGACUCUCAGAAGCCAGUGCAGGAAGAGCCUGUAAGACCGGACCAUAGCAAGGCUGUUGAAGAGCCUGAGGGUUCCCAGUCCAAGCAGACCUCUGAGAACCCUUUGACUUGGAGCUAUCCUAAAGUUGAAAAGCCUGAGCACAAGCCUACUGUGUCUGAGCGGCUGAAGCAGGUGGCUUGGUGUGGGCAGAGUGUGGUCCGUGUGGCGGUGAAGCAGGAACUUCUGGGGAUUGGCUGGCUCAUCCAGCCAGAGCGUAUCACUCUAGGAGGUUGUGCUGCCACUGAGGAGGAUGCUGAAGCUCAUGUGCUCACCUUUGAAUCAGAGCUGCAUGGCUGUGGCAGUGAGCUGACGAUGAAUGAGGAUGUGCUGAUCUACACCUUCACUCUUGUCUAUGAGCCAAAACCUCUUGCUAACACUUCUACAUUGAAGACCAGUGCAGCUAUGGUUGAUAUUGAGUGCCACUACUUGAGGAAUCACGAUGUGAGCAGCAAUGCCCUGAAGCCGACCUGGAUCCCCUACACUUCCAACAUGGUGGCAGAGGAACUCCUCUACUUCUCCCUGAGGUUAAUGACUGCUGACUGGCAGUUUGAGAGGCCCUCCAACCAUUACUAUCUUGGUGACAUCAUCAACAUGGAAGCCUCGGUCAUGCCGUACCAUCACGUUCCCCUCCGUGUCUUUGUGGACCGCUGUGUCGCCACCUUGGCGCCUGAUGUCCACACUGUCCCUAGAUAUUCUUUCAUUGAGGACCAUGGGUGUCUGGUUGAUGCCAAGUUGACCGGCUCCAGCUCCCAGUUCCUGUCCAGAUCCCAGGAUGACAAGAUCCAGUUUCAGCUGGAGUCCUUCAGGUUCCAACCACAGAAUGAUUCCCAACAGCUCUACAUAACAUGUCAUCUGAAAGCAACUGCAGCCUCUUCCCCCAUUGAUGCUGAGAACAAGGCCUGCUCUUUCACAGAUGGCUGGAAGGCUGCAGGUGGGGAUGACCAGGUUUGUGGCUGCUGUGACUCCAGCUGUGCUGCAAGCAAGGCUAGAGAUCUUGACAGUGAUUCAGAUUUGCGGUGGGAAGGUGAAGCUACCCUAGGCCCCAUAAUUGUCCAAGAGUAAUAUUACUAUAUUUUAACAACUUGUUUGGGGGAAAUAAACUCAUAAAAUGCCAUUUUCAUGUCUGCCUCAUAAACUACAUGUGUCAUAGUAAACAUGAAUCCAUACACUCAAUGUGGUUGCAUAAGAAUGAAGGUUACUUGAGGCGAAAGGAGGGUGGAUGGGUACGUGUAACUCAACUGUCUAGCAACCCAAAUGUUGUUUGGAAAUUAUCACGGCUACUUUGUAACUACUUAACAUGUUAGCUAACCUUAACCCAACUGCUAAGCUAAUGUUAGCUUCCUUGUCAGCAUUAGCCAUGUAGCUAAUGUUGGAAUUUGUAAUAUUAUGCAUAUUGGAAAUUCUUAGUUUUGUAUGACGGGGCUGGACAUCCACAAACUAAUACACAUGUAUCAUACUAAAUUAAGGGAGAUUUACUGUUGUCUACCCCAGAGAGCAGAUCUAAAUAUCUGUCACUUGAUGGCUACAGUAGGUGUGGCUUUUACUGUGAAAUGCUUGCUUACGAGCCCUUUUCCCAACAAUGCGGAGUUGAAGGAAAUGUUAACGCAAUAAAAUUACUAUAUAUAGGUACAAGGUGUAGGGGUAAAAGUUAGAUGCACCUUGAUUGCCUACGCAGCAGCAUAUGAUAGGGAGUGUGAAGGAGUCAAUGUAAAUAGUGUAGCCACUUGAUUAACUGUUCAGCAGUCUUAUGGCUUAGGGUAGAAGCUAGUUGCAGCCUGAACACAGAAGUAAAGAUAUUACAUUAAGACAAUGCAAACAUUUAACAAGCAAAGUAGACAGUUAAUGCCUGACAGGUAAUGUUUAACAUUUCAGUGAGAUUAGUAGCGGUCUAGUCAUGGUUGAUUGCAUUAGAUCCAUUGGUGAUGGAUUUACUUUUUGACUGACAAAUGUGAUUGGGUAAAUAAUUACUCUAUGUGAUGGCGCUGCUUAUUGUAGAUUUAGUCGAUGACCUGAACUUGCCUGUCUGGUUAAGUUAUUUUGCUAUUAAACUCUAAUUGGUCU